AUGGGGAACGCCAAGAGCAGCGCCGUCUCCAAGGAGAUCCUGGAAGACCUGAAGCUCAGCACCAAGUUCACUGAGACGGAGAUCACCCAGUGGUACGAGAGCUUCCAGAAGUCGUGUCCCUCUGGACGUAUCACGCCCAUGGAGUUCGAGGUCAUCUACAGCCGUUUCUUCCCCGAGAGCAACACCCAGACGUACGCGCAGCACGUCUUCCGCUCCUUCGACACCAACGAUGAUGGCACGCUGGACUUCAAGGAGUACAUAAUUGCGCUGCACCUGACGUCCACGGGGAAGACCAACCGGAAGCUGGAGUGGGCCUUCUCGCUGUUCGACGUGGACAAGAACGGAUACAUCACCAAGUCGGAAGUGACCGAUAUCUGCAGCGUAAGUAGUGGGAGGGGGAGUGGAUGGAUGGAUAGAUAGCUGGGUGGAUAGAUAAAUAGAGAUGACAUGCAUGUUCGAAACUAAUCCUGUUGACUGAUGCUUGUCAUCUAAAUCCAAACUAGACUUAAUCUAGGCCUCUGAAUUGCCAUUGAGGGGUUUAAGGUUUAAAACUGUGUGACAUUGAUUCUGUUCAAGUGUCAAAUGGUUGUACUACUUGGUGAUUGACAGAGAUGGGGGAGGAGCUGUGGUUAGGGUCUCAGGCAAUAUGGAGGAGGGAUAAGCCUCAAGCUCUGUUUUAUCUUCUAAGAUGUAAUAAUUGACCCCCUGAUAUUUCUACACACAAACCUUUUACCCAGAAAUGGCGACGCUUAUAUCAAGGGCUCUCAACCAUAAGAUAAUUAAACAUGAGCAAACUAAGCCAUAAAAUAGAAUGUUCAAUCCAAAAAAUCUUGACUUUACAUUUGACAAAGAAAGUGGUAACCCCAAUAUCUCGCAAUUCAUUGCUUUGGUGCCUCACUUCUGCUGUGGAGUCUCAGGGUGCACUAUAGUGACCUGGAGGCGGGGAUAAAUCGUUUCACCUCAGCGAUAGUGUCAAUGUCCCUGUGGUGCAGAUUCAUUCUGGCACUGAUACCACUCUACUACGGCGUCUGACCGAAUUCACUGAAUUCAAUAUAAACGCAACAUGCAACAAUUUCAUUGAUUUUACUGAGUUACAGUUCAUAUGAGGAAAUCAGUCAAUUUAAAUAAAUUCAUUAGGCCCUUAUCUCUGGAUUUCACAUGACUGGGAAUACAGAUAUUAAUCUUAGGUUAAACUGAAAGGGUGUAGGAGGGAGGGAUACAUAUAGGGUAGGAGCGAAUGGGGAUAUAGAUUAAACAGUGCUUAAGAUUUGAAGACAUCUCGGUGUGUCCUGGUGUAACAAGAUUGCUUCCGUCACUCUCCUCGCCCCAACCUGGGCUUGAACCAGUGACCCUCUGCACACAUAGACAACAAUCACCUUCGAAACAUCUUUACCUAUCGUUUCACGAAAGCUGCGGUCCUUGCUGAGCAAGGGAAACAACUACUUCAAGGUCUCAGAGCGAGUGACGUCACCGAAUGAAACGCCACUAGCACGCAUCGCUAACUAGCUACCCAUUUCACACUGGUUACACUGGGCUGCAGGUCAAGAUGUACGUGACACACACUGUGCGAUUAUCUCCCAUGGCUGUCUGAAAGUAAAUGUGUAAUUUGUUCAAACAUGCAAAAGAGGUUGAAUACUAAAAUCGUGAAUAACGUUUUAGCCCAAAUUAUAACGUUUUUUAAAACUACCAUUUCUAAUAUGGUCCUUCGAGCUAAAGAAUGACAGUGAGUAUCCCACCCUAUAGUGAUCAUGGUGAAGUAUACAAUAUUGCCAACCAAUAUCUGAACAGUCAGUGCUUUGCCAUGUAAAUGUGACCAAUGGCAAACACCGCAUACUGUAUUUUGCUGGGGUUAGUAGUGGUUUAUAUAUAUAUAUAUAUAUAUAUAUAUAUAUAUAUAUAUAUAUAUAUAUAUAUAUAUAUAUAUAUAUAUAUAUAUAUAUAUAUAUACUGAACAAAAAUAUAAACGCAACAUGCAACAAUUUCAUUGAUUUUACUGAGUUACAGUUCAUAUGAGGAAAUCAGUCAAUUUAAAUAAAUAAAUUAGGCCCUUAUCUCUGGAUUUCACAUGACUGGGAAUACAGAUAUUAAUAUGUUGGUCACAGAUACCUUUAAAAAAUGGGCCUCACAAUGGGCCUCAGGAUCUCGUCACGGUAUUUUUGUGCAUUCAAAUUUAUAUAGAUAAAUGCAAUUGUGUUCGUUGUCCGUAGCUUAUGCCUGUCCAUACCAUAACUCCACCGCCACCAUGGGGCACACUGUUCACAACAUUGACAUCAGCAAACCACCCGCCCACACGACGCCAUACACGUGGUCUGCGGUUGGGAGGCUGGUUGGACGUACUGCCAAAUUAUUUUAAACGACAUUGGAGGUGGCUUAUGGUAGAGAAAUUAACAUUCAGUUCUCUGGCAACAGCUCUGGUGGACAUUACUGCAGUCAGCAUGCCAAUUGCACGCUCCCUCAAAACUUGGGACAACUGGGGUAUUGCGUUUUAGAGUGGCCUUUUCUUGUCCCCAGCACAAGGUGCACCUGUGUAAUGAUCAUGCUGUUUAAUCAGCUACUUGAUAUGCCACACCUGUCAGGUGGAUGGAUUAUCUUGGCAAAGGAGAAGUUAUCACUAACAGGGAAGUAAACAAAUUUGUGCACAAAAUUUGAGAGAAAUAAGCUUUUUGUAUGUAUGGAACAUUUCUGGGAUCUUUUAUUUUAGCUCAUGAAACAUUAGACCAACACUUUAUAUUUUGUUCAGUGUAUAUAUAUAUAUAGAUAUAUAUAUAAAAAGGAAAAAUCCUUCUAACAAACUGAGUAUAUGUGAGCUGAAAUGAGAACAAGCUGCUGCUGAUUUGUCAGUUCGCACCAGUCCUUAGGCUCUAAUCUUCUUUAAGCUCCCUGUUUACAGUUGAAACACUGAAAUGUGAUUUAGUGGUUUUUGUACCACUGUUCUUCUCUCCAAAAUGUUAUUUUGAUUUCUGACAAUCCAUGGGAACACAAUACGAUUUAAUCAAAACUAAUGUUCAGAUGGGAAGCAUAUUUAUUAAUGGUAGAUACUAUCAUUUGAAAUCCCUCGAAACCACAGUGCCUUCAGAAAGUAUUCAGACCCCUUGGCUUUUUCCACAUUUUGUUACCUUAGCCUUCUUAUAAAAUGGGUUAAAUUGUUUUGCCCCUCAUCAAUCUACACACAAUACCCCAUAAUGAUGAAGCAAAAACUGGUUUUUAGAAAUGUUUGCUAAUUUAUUAAGAAUGAAAAGCAUAUCACAUUUACAUAUGUAUUCAUACCCUUUACUCAGUACUUUGUUGAAGCACCUUUGGCAGUGAUUACAGCAUUGAGUCUUCUUGGGUAUGAUGCUACAAGCUUGGCACACCUGUAUUUGUGGAGUUUCUCCCAUUCUUCUCUGCAGAUCCUCUCAAGCUCUGUCAGGUUGGAUGGGGAGCGUCGCUGCACAGCUAUUUUCAGGUCUCUCCAGAGAUGUUAGAUCAGGUUCAAGUCCGGGCUCUGGCUGGGCAACUCAAGGAUAUUCAGAGACUUGUCCCGAAGCCACUCCUACGUUGUCUUGGCUGUGUGCUUAGGGUCGAUGUCCUGUUCAAGGUGAACCUUCACCCCAGUCUGAGGUCCUGAGUGCUCUGGAGCAGGUUUUCAUCAAGGAUCUCUCUGUACUUUGCUCCGUUCAUCUUUGCCUCGAUACUGACUAGUCUCCCAGUCCCUGCCGCUGAAAAACAUCCCCACAGCAUGAUGCUGCCACCACCAUGCUUCACCGUAGGGAUGGUGCCAGGUUUCCUCCUGACAUGACGCUUGGCAUUCAGGCCAAAGAGUUCAAUCUUGGUUUCAUCAGACCAGAGAAUCUUGUUUCUCAUGGUCUGAGAGUCUUUAGGUGCCUUUUGGCAAACUCCAAGCGGUCUGUCAUGCGACUUAUAAUGAGGAGUGGCUUCCGUCUGGCCACUCGACCAUAAAGGCCUGAUUGGUGGAGUGCUGCAGAGAGGAUUCUCCCAUCUCCACACAACUCUAGAGCUCUGUCAGAGUGAUCAUCGGGUUCUUGGUCACCUCCUUGACCAAGACCCUCCUCCCCCGACUGCUCAGUUUGGCUGGGCGGCCAGCUCUAGGAAGAGUGUUAGUGGUUCCAAACUUUUUCCAUUUAAGAAUGAUGGAGGCACCGGGUGACUGACACACACACACACACACACACACACACACACACACACACACACACACACACACACACACACACACACACACACACACACACCCUUUAAACCCCCUAUACUCCCACUGUGUUCUUGGGGACCUUCAAUGCUGCAGAAAUUUUUUGGUACCCUUCCCCAGAUCUGUGCCUCGACACAAUCCUGUCUCUGAGCUCUACGGACAAUUCCUUCGACAAUUCCUUGGUUUUUGCUCUGACAUGCACUGUGAACUGUGGGACCUUAAAUAGACAGGUGUGUGCCUUUCCAAAUCAUGUCCAAUCAAUUUAAUUUACCACAGGUGGACUCCAAUCAAGUUGUAGAAACAUCUCAAGGAUGAUGAAUGGAAACAGGAUGCAUCUGAGCUCAAUUUCGAGUCUCAUAGCAAAGGGUCUGAAUACUUUUUUUUAUUUUUAUACAUUUGCAAAAACUUCUAAAAACCUGUUUUCGCUUUGUCAUUAUGGGGUAUUUUUUGUAGAUUGCUGAGGAAAUGGUUUUAUUUAAUCCAUUUUAGAACAAGGCUGUAAUGUAACAAAAUGUGGAAAAAGUCAAGGGGUCUGAAUACUUUCCGAAGGCACUGAACGCAAAUAUUAUUUUCUUUCCAUGUGAAUGGUACCUGAUUGUUUCAUACAUUUACAUUGUUCAAGAAAGAAUACAGUAUGUGUUUUUGACAAUCCUUCGGAGCGAUACGUUUUCUUUAUCCUUACAGUACCUUUUAAAGAUUAUCAUUUGAUCAUUUCAUAGUACAAACUAAAUGUUCCACAGUAAUCUCUCUUUCAAAAUGAUCAGCCCUGGUAUAUGGUUUUGUGAGAAGAUUAAAAAGAACAGGAUUGGGGUGUUCUAAGGAUAUAUUCUCACUGCAGUGAUCUGGUGUGUAUAGUUUAUAUAGGGUGAGAAAAUUUCAAUGACAUCCUUUCACAAACACUUUACAAUAACAAGCCAUGAAUGUGGAUAAAAUGGUUCCAUAAUAAUAGUUAUUUGUGUUGGACAGCAUUAAUGAACGUGACAUUUUGAUGUAGUCGGCAGGAUUUGCUUGACAUAUUUGUCAGUAAAUCUCCCAUGUUACAGAAUAACUGAUGAAAGUGACGUACCAUAAAACUUCAAUUAAACGCUGAGUCUCAAAUAGCCGUCUGUCCCUUUUAGAAGCCGGGCAUCGGCACACAUUUCAGCAAAUAAACACCUGUUUCAAAUAAACACCAGGUCUAAAUGAAUUGUUUACGAGAUUACCGUGGACACAGCUCUGAUAUUCCCAUGGUCAUGUGCAUAAAAAAAUGUGUCAUUGUUGCUAGCCAUCGCGCCACCAAAAAGAACACACGACAUCACUGGUACCGCUCUCCAUGGUGUUGAAGUGCGAAAUGGGAGCCGUGUGAUAGGCAGUCAAGUCGUUGCAAGUCUGAUCUGCGAGGGCUUUGUUAUUAUAAUGUUUAUACUGGUCAUACUUGUCACAAUAAACAGUGUGGUAGUCUUUUCAACAUUUUAUUGAGCAAAAGCUGUGUGCAUUAAGGAAAUAAACACCUUGCUCAAAUAGAAGCCUGUCUCUAAUAAACGCUGUUUGUAUUCAAUGAUAUUUUACUGAUCCUAAACUGUGCCCCUUGUGUACCCAACAGGCUAUUUUCAAGCUAAUUCCCAAGGAUGAACAGGCUGAGCUGCCCGAUGACGAGAACACACCGGAGAAGAGGGCCAACAAACUCUGGACAUUCUUUGAGAAAAAAGACAAUGGUGAGAAAAAGAAAGUCUUGUUUAAUGUGAAUUCACAUUUUAACUGUAAUAUAAACCUAAUGAUGAUGAUUCCUAUCUGUUUCUUUCUCUUGCUCUUGCUCUCUCUCCCCACCUUAGAGCGAGUUGCAGAAGGAGAGUUCAUCAAGGGUGUGAUGGACAAUGAGGAUGCGCUUCGCCUCAUUCAAUAUGAACCUGCCAACAAGUAACCCCUGCUAAUAAGGUCCUAUUGUACUUACAUUUUCGUCAUUUAGCAGACGCUCUUAUCCAGAGCGUCUUACAGUAGUGACUGUAUACAUUUUCAUACUGCUCCCCCGUGGGAAUUGAACCCACAACCCUGGCGUUGCAAGCGCCAUGCUCUACCAAUUGAGCUACACCGGACAUUACUUUAUACUAUAUACUGGUAUUGCACAAAUUCUAUAUAUUUUUGGGACUUGAUAUUUAGCUUCAGAAUGUUUUGA
Molecule: messenger RNA, 6341 nt
Organism: Coregonus sp. 'balchen'
Lineage: Eukaryota; Metazoa; Chordata; Actinopteri; Salmoniformes; Salmonidae
Source: the annotation of a GenBank genome assembly